AUGAUACCCAACUUCAGUCCACCUUCAGAAAGAGAAAAAUCUCAAGCUCUUGGCGCAUUAGGUGGUUCUAACUUUUCAAUUAGAAAAGCCUUAAGCAACCUUCAAAAUGAUUUUUCUCCUAUUGAAACUCCAUCUCCAGAUGAUUGACUUGCCCAAAACUUUGAGCCAGGCCAAACAUACGAGCAGUUCAAACCUUAUGCAAAUAUCCCUUCGAAAAAUUCAAAAAUCUAUAUACAGCCUUAUACAGCGUGCUUUACCUCUUUCCCUUGCCGAUAUAAAAGGCAGGACCCUUAGGCCGAACAGGCGCUGAAGGAAAGUCGGACAGAGCGAGGUAACGCGCCAAGCCGCUAGUGUUUCCCGUACUUCUGGAUUUCCAAAUGGCUUCACGGGGAUUAGAAGGAGCGAGCCGUACAGCGAGGCCCGACUCGAGUACGCGAGUAGCGACAAGACGGAGAAAAAAUAUGCCCUUGCGGCAUUGUGCAUCUAGGGGCCCAACUAGAGGUCGAGUUAAAUUAAGUAAUUAAGUAAGAUAAUAUCAUUUCACUUGAAACGAUAAUUGUAACUAAAAAAUAUUGCAAUGCAUUUUUCCCUGGGGUUAAAUUUAUUAUACGUCGACCGAUUAAUAUUGAAGAUUUGAACAUAGAGCACAGAGAAGUAGAGUGAGGAAAGCAAUUCAGUGCUUGUCAAAUAUUAAAUAAAAUGUAUCAAAUUGCUCCUCUUGAUAGAUUCGCAAUAAUUGGAGUCACAAUGGCUGACAUUUAUAGUGGAGAAGCUUCCAAUUUUGUGUUUGGAUUAGCAAAUGUGAUAACAAAAUCAGGAAUUUUCUCAUUUGCAAGGUACAGCCCAAGCUUUUACGGAGAAGAGUCUGAAAAUGAAAAUGAGAUUAUCGUUACUUAAAUUAAUCCAGAUCCAUGAAAUUGUUUUAAUUAAUGAAAAAUAGAAGAUAUUUUUAUUCAAAAUUGAAUUUAUUUAAAUUUAAUGGGAUAUUAUAUAUAGAGCAGUUAAAGUGAUGAUCCAUGAAAUUGGGCACAUGUUUGGGCUGCUGCAUUGCAUUUAUUAUAGCUGUAUUAUGAAUGGGUCUAAUCAUAUUGAAGAGAAUGAUAGAAAGCCUUUACAUUUGUGCCCUAUAUGCUUGCGAAAACUCCAUCACUGUUUGAAUUUUAACCCAAUAGAAAGAUACCAUAAUUUAGAAAAAUUUUGCAGAGAAUUAGGUGGGAAAUUUCUAGAUCAAGCUGAGUGAUAUAGCAGCAGAGCAUCCACAAUAGAAAAAUCAUUGCCAAAAUUAAGAAAAUAA
Messenger RNA from Blepharisma stoltei, 1294 nucleotides. Lineage: Eukaryota; Ciliophora; Heterotrichea; Heterotrichida; Blepharismidae. The record is from the annotation of a GenBank genome assembly.